GUAGUACAUGACCCCCUUCACUGCGAUAUUCAAUCUAUGAUGUCAUCAUCAAAUAUGAUGUCACCACGGCGCCCCCUGCAUUACGGGGAUAUAAUCUACCUGAGUACUGGGGCCGGUAGUAUCGGUGCUUUCUACCCUUUCAGUUCACUCAACAAUCUUCUUCUUCUGGACCAUGGCUCGUCUUUGGAGUCAGCUCAAGCAAUGUGGUGCACGUUUAGGAUUCUCCCCCCUUAUCAAUUUAAAGACCAAGCCGCACUGCAGAAUGAGUUUAAACGCCCCAAAAAAAACUGGCCAAAGAUCAGUAAACUGGAAAAGGAUGUUGAGAAUGAAAAUGUGGACAACAAGAAACGCUUUGUUCGCUCCCUCUCCCGCACUGUGCGCUACCAGCAGGAAAUGCAACUAGAGCACGUAGCAACAAGGAGAUUUAUGGGGCACACCCCUAGCAGGACCUCAUCUACUGAAGAUAGAAACUUUCCUUGCUGUUUGGAGGAAAUUCCGAGCAAGAAAACCAUUUUCAAAAUGUGGCCCGUUAUACCAGGAUAUGCCGCGGGUGAUGUUGUCCACAGUUGUGAUAUUGUGAACAUUUUCACUGAUCCUGAUGGAUUCGUGAGAAACAGUUUUCUUCCACUGUCCACUGAAAAUAGCUUCUAUCCCUCCCUUCCUGAAAUCAACAUUGGCCCUGUCAAUGAGAGCUUUAAGGUGUCGUUGCACUAUCAGAUGAUCGAUUGCGAUGAAUUGAAGAUUUCAUCUUGGAACGAAGUGGACAUUGAGGAAAUGCUGAAUCCUUUUCGACUGAUGGGAACAAACUUGAUCCAACUUACAAGGUCUGGGACCGACCUGCGAUUCGUGCUUGACAACAAAACCGGCACGACCACAAACCUCACCCUUAAGGAUAUACCCAUACCAAAAGACAAACACAACUGCACCGCGGUGGAAACGUACUGGGUUCUCGAACACGAUACUACGGACGGAGCUUUUAGAGGCGACCUCAUAACAGAUGGCACCCCUGUGCGACUUCGGCACUUUGUAACCGGUGAAUAUGCCAGGUUGCCCGGUAAUGGCGCGCAUAUUAGGCUUCAGGCCGCUCUGGAUAGUGGAGGCAAAACGGAUCAAGUUUACAAAACAGGAGCUCACGUCAAACUUGCUACUGAUAAGGGGUACAUAGGGAGUAGUGAUAAUGCAACUGUUAUUAGUAAGCUCGAGUUUAACUUUAAUGACACUGUAACAUUAAGAGAGGUUGAAACUGUGGGAAGAACUUCUGCGAUGAGAAUUCUGGGAUUGAAACUUUUGUUGAGCACAAUCUCGACUAAGGACAAAAACGACUUCAAGGUUACCGUGGCUAAUUACAAAAUAAUAAGUAUGGCCAUGAUAGAUUCCGAACAGUUACUUGAAACAAGAAAAGAGACAGCAGAAGAUUUCAUCUCCUUCGGCAUAGUAGAUACAUUGUUUGAAUUAGCAAAACUUUACUCUACCACCAAAGUGAAAACCAAUGAAGUUAUACUUUGUCUUGAUGCUAUAUGCAAGCUCUUGAAUAAAAUCUCUCGCGUGAAACCUUUUGUCAGCUUUGACAAACGGACUUCAGAGUUAUUGUCAUUGUUAAUAGUAGAUGAUUUGAAGAUUGGUAUCGAAUGUCAUGAUUCAGAUGACGGUGACCAAGGAGAUAUGAUCCAGGACGGUGACCGAGGAGAUGUGAUCCAGGCUGACCUAACACCAACUGUUGUUUCACCUUUAAACUCAUUAUUAUCCAACUGUCCAUUUCUACUCUCUAGCAUCUUCGAAGAGCGAGUUGUCAAACUUGUCGCGGCAUUUGAAAAAACAUCCGACCGAGUAAAAAAGAGGGAAUUAGCAAAAAUUAUGUGCUCCUUAUGCAGAAUCCGAGGUAAAACUGUGCCCGUGAACCAGAAAAUCAUCUCAGAUCUUCUCUUCAAGAACAAUUCCAGAUCUCGAGCAUUGUUGAAGCACAUCAUCAAAGACAAUGAUAUCUUUUACGAAGGGACCUCCAUCACAGAAAUCACCCAAAACUCUGACUUGUAUGAGUGCUUGUUAAGCCAGCUACAGUUAUACGAGUGUUUGCUGUACGGCAGAGUGGUUAACAGCGAGAUCAAAGAUAGAUUAGUGGAUCAGCACAAUAUGUUUACUCUCGCUGAGUGUGUUAAAGUGAUUAAAAACAAACAAGUGGACAGCAAUGUUAAGGGUUGGUACAUCCAGAUUAUGAUAGCAGCUUACAUAGACACGGGGUUCACCGACACCAAGAUAAUCCCCCAGAUGCUGACUUUCCAAUACGAUGAGAAUAUCGUGAACAGGGCCACUAUCUGUGGUUCCAGUGGUAAACCCCCCGAUAAAACUGAAGAUCUCUACCAGAGCGUGUUGAAGGAGCUCGAGAGAUUCUUAAAGAGAAACGCUACAUGCACUAUUAACGAUCACGACUCCCGGAGGAAGAACAUGUACAGGUAUCACAUGAUGCGGCUACUGGAGUACAUGUUCAGGGCACGACGGAUCAACUACGAAAAUGCCAAUAGGUUCAUUAUCCCUCUCGUCGCAUUUCUAGAUGGCACCAACGAUAUGUACGCUGUAAAACCUUCAGAUCCUAAGAACGAGCGAACCUUCCAAAAGAUUUUCAGGUUCAAACCACUGGAGAUAAACCAGCAAUUGUUCGAUAUUAAGAAAAGAGCUCUACGGGUCCUCUAUUACGCUUACGAGUCAGCCCUAUUUGACUAUUGGACCCAUGUCAUGAAGGAAGUCUACUCCACGGUCAAGAAUUAUAACAAGAAUAAAGAAACAUGGUUGAAUCAGAUCGGGAACUUUUUGGGGAAGUUUGAUAUGCGUUUAAGUUUUCACGAGGUCAUUAUAAAGGCUUUUGAGGAUCCUGACUUUGAUGUAACCUCUAAAAAAGAAGUGGAUGCAUGUAACACCUUGAAACAAAUGCUCAUGGAUGAGUACAAAAAGAUUGAGCUCUUUUCUCAAAUGGAUGAAGUUAUUCGAGUUCUAGUUGAUACCAUGAGAUAUGAAGAUAAUUCCCUAUGUGAACGUGCCAUGAAACUAUUGGUGAUGAUAAGAUCUCCUACAAAUCGCCUUUUAGAGUUGCUUCCCAAGUCAGCGAUAACGAUAUCGCUGACACCAGAGUUCGACAAGAGGCAGGAGAUUAUUGAAAACGUCAUGAGCUUCUUUAAAACUGCGAGAGAUGAGCUCUCGCUGGAAUCUAGAGAGAAGAUUUGCACGGUACUGGAGUCAUUGGAGCAGUCCCUGAGAGAUGACGAUCAGGCUGUGAACAAAGCUCGCCAAAAACUCCUGUACGAUCUGGAUGUCGUGAUAGAAAUCAUAUCGUUGUUGGUUGAACCUAUGUCGAGUCUGAUAACACGACCAAUAGAAAGCUCAGAGCUGAAGAGUGUAGCCGAGUCAGUUGACAAGAUGAAAGCCCGCGCUUUUUCCUUCUCCAAUUGCUUAUUUCCAAUCUUCCGGCCGCUCAAAGGAACGUCAUGAAACACUUCAUCGAGCUUAUUAGCAUUCAAGUUGCAGGAAAUUUGCCAAACAGCGAGCUGGAGGUAUCACGUGUGCUGGCUCUAAACGAGGUCUUCACAGCUAACACCAACCUCUCUAUCAAGGUCAACGAUGACAUCCUCCAAGCCAUAUUCGACAAGUUGCUGACCCUGGUGAAUGCAAAGAGCCUAGAAGAGCUGGCACUGAACUCUCGCGCCACCUACCGUUACCUCGAGAUGUUGGAAAAUAUUCUCGAUCUUGAGGAGAGUAAUCAAGUCCUCUACAAGCUUCAGGCAAAUGUGUUGAGGUUCAUUAGAAAUCACUGGGUAGAACUAAACGGAUCCAUGAUAACCGAUAACGGAACAUCUAUUUCUCUCGACUUGUUAAACUGCCGUUACUCA
Bolinopsis microptera is the source of this 3878-nucleotide messenger RNA. RefSeq lists its product as uncharacterized. Lineage: Eukaryota; Metazoa; Ctenophora; Tentaculata; Lobata; Bolinopsidae. The record is from RefSeq and is a predicted model, not a curated record. Bases 37 to 3480 code for a protein of 1147 amino acids. The transcript has 11 exons. Gene Ontology annotation, biological process: calcium ion transport.